Tremella mesenterica DSM 1558 is the source of this 810-nucleotide messenger RNA. RefSeq lists its product as uncharacterized. The annotation marks the transcript as partial. The transcript is spliced from 2 exons. The record is from RefSeq and is a predicted model, not a curated record. Gene Ontology annotation, biological process: regulation of DNA-templated transcription. Gene Ontology annotation, molecular function: DNA binding. Lineage: Eukaryota; Fungi; Basidiomycota; Tremellomycetes; Tremellales; Tremellaceae.
GGAGUAUGGAACCUCAAGGCAUGGCACAGGAACUGCUCGCCUGUUAUCACGACCUCCAUAGUCAUCUCCAUGAUCCAGAGCGCGUACGAGAACAUCUCCCACGCUGGACGCAGCUGCAAAAAUGGUUUGCGCAGGUCGCUGCCGAUGGAACCCUCAGCCGGGAGACUGCUAGAGCAGGGCUAUCUGUCAGCAAGAACAUCUCGAGUAUAGUGACACGCAUACUAGAGCUGGAGGACACGUCGUACCGUGCAUUAGCAGAGGUCUCGGCCUGCACUACAGAGAUCAUGGAAGGGUGGAAAGCUGGAACCAGUAUCAAUUUGGCGACAAGGAAAAAGCGCUCUUGGGCAAGCCUUUCCUCUCCUUCACCAUUCACCGCAUCAAAGCGUCCGCGACCUCUCUCACCCUCCCCAGAAACCCUCUCGGCCGCUCAUGAAAUCUCUUCAUCGACACUCCACCACCCCACCUCCCCCGGCCUCACCCCCCAAUUCCCUCAUUCCUCCAUUCCCCCUUUCACGACCCUAUUGUCCCCCCCAACCGACCCAAUCCGCACGUGGUUCAUCUCCCAUCUCGCCUCCCCCUACCCAACCCCACUCGAAAAAGUCGAACUAGCCACAUCAGCCAAUAUAACAACCAACAAGCUCGAUUCCGAUUUAGUCAACUGGCGUCGAAGAUCCGGGUGGGCGAAUGUUAGGGAUAAGUAUUGCGGUGGGAACAAACAUCGAACUGAGAGGUUGAUCGAAGAUGUUUUAAGUGGGAAAGAAAGGAGGAAAGAAAUUUUGAGAGAUGUCGAAAAGGUUAGAGCGUAUUUAG